Hydra vulgaris (swiftwater hydra) is the source of this 951-nucleotide messenger RNA. The record is from RefSeq and is a predicted model, not a curated record. NCBI's taxonomy places the organism in Eukaryota, Metazoa, Cnidaria, Hydrozoa, Anthoathecata, Hydridae.
AUGGCAGAGUUAGAGGACAGAAGUCGUCGUAACAACCUUCUGUUUGAAGGAAUCGAGGAAACUGAAGGAGAAACGUGGAAAAACAAUUAUAAAGAUCGUGAAACUAUACUAGAUAACUACAAAAAGCUGAAAUUAUGGAACGAAAAGAUGUAUAUCAAUGAAGAUUUUAGUGAGAGAACAAUCAACAUUCGCAAACAACUAUUCAUUAAAGCCAAAGAAAUACGUUCAUCAGAAACUUGGUGUACAGAGGAAGAUUUUAAAUCAAACUCUAAUCUCCAUCUUACAGGUUUUAAUACGGUUUUCUUAGAGCGUAAUGUUAAUAAGGGUGGAGGAGGAGUUCUUUUUUACAUAAAAGAAAACCUUGCGUAUAAUAUUCUAAGCGAUAUGAGUGUUUCUGAUGAUAAUAUUGAGAUUUUAACGGUUGAAAUAAUAAAUAAAAAAUCUAAAAACAUUUUACUAAGCUGCUGUUAUCGGCCACCAACCGGAAGAACUGGGAAUAAAGCAAUAGGACCUGAUGAUAUAAAUGGAAAUAUUGUAAUCGACUCUUUUAAUGAGAUUAAAGAUAUCCUCUUCAAAGUCUUCAAAGCAUCUAUUACUCAAGGAUUGUUUCCAAAUAGUUUGAAAAUAGCCAAAGUAACUCCAAUCUUUAAAACAGGUGGCCAUACCAACAUAACAAACUAUCGUCCUAUCUCAGUUCUACCGGUCUUUUCAAAAAUAUUAGAAAGAAUAAUGUAUAAUAGAAUUUACACUUAUCUUAUUGAUAAUGAACUCCUUUAUAAAAAUCAAUUUGGUUUUCAGAGAAACAGUUCUACUGAACACGCUAUUCUCCAAGUAACACGCAGUAUUGCUGAUUCAUUUAAGAAUUCUCAAUUCACACUAGGCAUAUUCAUUGACUUGUCAAAAGCUUUUGAUACUAUAAAUGACACUGUGAAAAAUGUCAAUAAUAAUUGA